UUCUCAAAGAAACCUCGCUAAGCGGCCAUGGCAGUCUCCAUCGUGAUCACCUUAUUCCUCUCCCUCUUUUUCACCUCAUCUCUAGCCACAGACAUGUCCAUCCUCACUUACAACCACCAACACCACGAUCAUCAUCAUCAUGAUCAACACUCAUCCAACUGGAGAGCCGACGAUGAGGUGAUGAGCAUCUACUUAUCCUGGGCCGCGAAGCAAGGAAAAGCACAAAACGACUUAGGGGAGCAAGAGAAGAGGUUUGGGAUCUUCAAAGACAAUUUAAAGUUUAUCGACGAGCACAACUCUCGAAACGCUACGUACAAGCUCGGCCUGACGAAGUUCGCGGAUUUGACCAACGAAGAGUACCGGGCCCGGUUUCUAGGCACCGUAUCGGACGCCAAGCGCAGAGUCAUGAAGGCGAAAUCGGCUAGCCGGAGGUACGCUUUCAGUGUCGGCGACGAGUUGCCGGAGAGUGUGGACUGGAGAGAGAAAGGUGCUGUUGCGCCGAUCAAAGAUCAAGGCAACUGCGGAAGUUGCUGGGCGUUUUCAACAAUAGCGGCAGUGGAAGGCAUAAACCAGAUAGUGACCGGAGAACUUAUCUCUUUAUCCGAACAGGAACUUGUAGACUGUGACAGACAAUACAAUUCGGGAUGUAAUGGCGGUUUGAUGGAUUAUGCCUUCAAGUUCAUAACCGAAAAUGGCGGCAUAGACACCGAACGACACUACCCUUACCAUGCUGUUAAUGGCAACUGUGAUCCUGCUCGGAAGAAUUCUAAGGUUGUGAGCAUUGAUGGGUAUGAAGAUGUGGUGGCUUCGGAUGAGAUGGCAUUGAAGAAGGCAGUCGCUCAUCAGCCUGUUAGUGUCGCCAUUGAAGCUGGUGGCAGAUAUUUACAGCACUACCAAUCCGGUGUUUUUACUGGGGAAUGUGGUACGGAUCUAGAUCACGGUGUAAUAAUUGUUGGGUACGGCACCGAAAAUGGGGUGGACUAUUGGCUGGUGAGGAACUCAUGGGGCACCAACUGGGGAGACAGUGGGUAUAUCAAGAUUGAGCGUAAUUUUGCCAGGAACAAAAAUGGCAAGUGCGGGAUUGCAAUGGAAGCCUCUUAUCCGUUAAAGACCAGCCUAAACCCUAUACAAACAACCCAGAAAAAUGAGAACGACAUUGAAGGGGGUAAAAUUACCAGUGCAUGAUUGAGUAUUUGUUCAUUUUCCCAAGAGAAAAGUAGACGAAGAAGAAGAAGAAGAAGAAGAAGCAAUAGUCAUGAAAUCAUUGCGAGAAUGGGUUGAUGUAUUUUGUGUUCAUCGUCCAUCAUUCAUCUAUAUUUUAUUUUAAGGGCAGCCACUCAUUUAUCCUUUUUCUAAUUCAGUCCGACAAUCAUGGUUGUAUGUAUAUAAGUAUUCCAAAUUCAGUACCUGCAAAAUCCGGCUGUAUUCCUAAUUCAUCCUGGUUUUAGUUUCCCAUUUGGUUCGUGUUACUGUUCUUUAUGUUAAACUAAUCCUUAUCAACUUAAUAAUUUUCGCUU
Molecule: messenger RNA, 1517 nt
Organism: Carica papaya (papaya)
Lineage: Eukaryota; Viridiplantae; Streptophyta; Magnoliopsida; Brassicales; Caricaceae
Product: cysteine proteinase1
Biological process (GO): proteolysis
Molecular function (GO): cysteine-type peptidase activity
Source: RefSeq, a predicted model, not a curated record